Molecule: messenger RNA, 1658 nt
Organism: Orbicella faveolata
Lineage: Eukaryota; Metazoa; Cnidaria; Anthozoa; Scleractinia; Merulinidae
Product: ras-related and estrogen-regulated growth inhibitor-like
Molecular function (GO): GTPase activity; GTP binding
Source: RefSeq, a predicted model, not a curated record
UUACCGGGUCAUCAUGUUUACGGGAUGACUUUUUCUCUUAAAAUGCGCUGUUAAUCCUUCUUAGUGAGAAACGCAAAAUUCAUUAACUGGGCAAAUCACUGGCCGUGAUGGCCGUCUAGACUGAGUGAUCUCUGCUGCAAUAUUCAGCCCCCAAAAUUAGCAAGCAAGAGUGCGUGAUUAUGAAACUUCCGUCUCUUUUGACUCCUUUGUUAAAUUUCUCUCUUUAUGUUAAAACGUUCUUUUGCUGACUUGAGCGGAGCACUUCAAACAAACACCACACAUAAAAGCUAACAAAUUUGAAUGACACUAGCUGGGAAUUGAUCGAUUUCACGCCUGGCAUCGUGGAUGAAAUUAAUUCAGCUUCUUCAUUAUCGCUGGGGCGUCCAAAUCAAAGUGACGAGCGGUCUCCUCUCCAGUGUAAGCCUGUGGUAGUGGACUAAUUAUCCUUCAAACUGCGACAGCUUCAGGAAAUGUUGACUCGCAAAGAUUCUUACAAGCAGACUGACGCAAAGUUUGCGUUGCUAGGAGCAAGGGACGUGGGAAAAUCAGCAAUCGCAGUGAGAUUCUUGACAAAGCGUUUCAUCGGAGAAUAUGAUUCCUCUCAAGACUCCACGUACCAGUUCACCACAACCAUAGACGAUGACCAAGUCAGCUUGGAGAUACUAGACCCAGGUCCCGAGUCGGUUGGUGAACAAAGUGUCGGAAGUCGGGCGCUUUGGGCCGACGGAUUGAUGCUCGUCUACUCGAUAACUGAUCGGAAAAGCUUCGAGGACGUGCAAGGCCUGAUGAACCUUAUCGACCCAUUUAAGCAGAAAACCGUGGUCACCAUCGUCGGAAACAAAACGGAUCUCGAACACGAACGACAAGUAUCCGAAGGUGAAGGAGCGACAUUGGCCGAGAAGUUGAGAUGCUCGUUCUUUGAAUGCUCUGCAUCUGAGGGCUAUCAAAAGAUGGCUGAAGCAUUCCACGAGCUGUACAGAGAAGUAAUUAAAACAAAAAAGGACAGGAAAACUUCUCUGUCGCCUCGGCCGUUACGGGCUCUCGGCAAAAUUUUAAGAAGGAACAGCAGCAAAAGCUUGUUACUGACUCCACCUGGCACACUCAGUACAUAAGAGCGGUUACAAUAGCAUUUCACAGAGUGAUUCUGGAUGUUUUGUACCUAAUCAUCAUUCGCAACUCUACAUUUGCAAGCUCCAAAUAUCAGACAGACCAGAGACGAGUUAGUUUGUUUUUCGUAAACAGCAAAAAAUCUUCAUGUAUGCUGUCUGCGCUUGUAGAAUGUUCGUGUAAAUAAUUAAUGAGUAGUUUGCUUUUAGUUAGGUAAACUUCUUCAAUCACCAAAUCGAAAAUCGUUUUUUUUUUAAGCUGUAAGUGUUGACAGGCUGAUAGAGCAAGUUGGCACUGAACGGAGAAAUCAAUCAACAGAUGUGAUCUGUGUAAUUAAAAAAAUAAAUAAAUGAUUCAAAUUCUUGAUAUCUCGUGGACACAGUCAGGUUAAAAUACCUGCAAAAGCUACAUGCAUUAUUAAUCAAUGACGUUAUCUAGCUAUUCGUGUUGCACUACCCAGCUCUUAGAGGACCUCAGUUACGGUAUUUUGGCCACAUAGAAAAUUACCUUUAACUUGAGGAAAACUGAAAAUAGUAGUUUAAGAUAGAAAA